Messenger RNA from Ceraceosorus guamensis, 3469 nucleotides. RefSeq lists its product as hypothetical. The transcript has 3 exons. Gene Ontology annotation, biological process: nucleophagy; protein lipidation; protein localization to phagophore assembly site. Lineage: Eukaryota; Fungi; Basidiomycota; Exobasidiomycetes; Ceraceosorales; Ceraceosoraceae. Gene Ontology annotation, cellular component: phagophore assembly site membrane; cytosol; extrinsic component of membrane. Gene Ontology annotation, molecular function: phosphatidylinositol-3-phosphate binding; phosphatidylinositol-3,5-bisphosphate binding; protein binding. Bases 203 to 3133 code for a protein of 976 amino acids. The record is from RefSeq and is a predicted model, not a curated record.
ACCACCAAGAGUCACAACUCCCAUACCUCGAUCUUUGCUUGCAUCAGAGAGUGUUGCAAAGCGUGCGUGCCUUGCCCUUGGGCCAGCUCCUAUUGGCCAGAGCCGCGCUCAGCUUGACGGUCUCGCUCGCGCGAACGCCCCACAUGGCUCUUCCAUCGCUUAGCCCUGUCGCAGCUACAGCCAUCGUACACUCGCUUCCAUCAUGAUGCCCCUUCCUCGACACACGCUCUCUUCCCACGUCUCGGCUCCCUUGUUCACCUGGGCUUCCUGCACUCCUUUGCGAGGUGACGUCAGCGAUGAGGCUGCAUCAAGGCCGGAUACGCGUCUUCAAGUGCACGAGGUGGUGGGGGCAAGGGACAGCCGGUCGGCAAGCAACCUGUAUGUAUGCGCUACCGACGAUGGUUUCAUCAUUCUCAGAGCUGCUCCUCUCAAGAUCGUGGCUAGGCGAAAUUUCCCCCCCUCUCAAGGUGGCUUGUCCUUCGCUUGCGCUGUUGACUCCAGCUCUUUGCUCGUGCUUGUAGGAGGAGGCAGGGUGCCCCUCUUCGCGCCCAACAAGGUCGUGCUGUGGGAUGAAGCCGCAAGCUUGUCCAUUGCCGCGGCUAGUUCCUCAAAAACAGCGGGACUGCCCGACGAAGAUCAAGCUUCCACAGUCUUUGAUGCUGGCUCAGCGCAAGCGCCCGGUCCAAUCUAUCGCAAGCAAUCGAGCAGGCAAGUGCCAGCUAUCUCAGGGAGUCCCACUGUGUCCGCAUCGUCUCGCUCCUUGGACCUGGAAGGGAUGGAAGCGCGACGAAGAGUAGCAGCAUGGGCGCGCGAGUCUGGUCAUCCUGACCUGCAUCUCUCAUCUGCGGCAUCUGAAGCUCACGAAGAUGACGCAUCGUCUAUUGCGAGCUCAUCUCGAGACUCAAAAGGUAUGCAGCGCAGUGGGGCACUUUCUUCUUUACUGCAUGGCAAUCUCCCGGCGCAUGAGCCAGUAGGUGAUGUGGAGGAUGAGGCUGAGGAGGAUGAUGGCCUCAUCCUGCGGGAAUCCUCGCAGGAGCUGGCGACAGACCCCACGGACCUCGAGCUGCGCGGCAUGUCGGCCAGCCAGCUCCAUCAGCUGUCGAACGAAGCCUCAACCAAAUUCUCAGACAGCUCGGCGGCCUUAGGGAAGCUUUCUAGUGAUUCCGAAAGCUUUAGGAUGGAUUCGAGCCAGCACGGAAACUCACAAGGCCGCAGCAUAUCAGCAAGUUCGGCCGGUCUAGACGACCCCUUUGCGUCUCACAGCGGUGAAGAUGCUAGGUCAAGCUCCUCGCGCUCUGCCUCGUCAGAUGGCGGAGCGUCAUAUUCGGGCGAGCAAUCGACUAAAGAGGACGUCAACAAGGCUUCACACCAGGCAAAGCGUGAUCAGCGCGGUGCUACAUCUAGGACAUCGGAGAUGGGCAGUGCAGCUGGUCUAGCGAGACAUUUGGAUGAUUUGUCGCUGGAACAGGCUGCAUCCGGCGCCCAGAUGGACAGAAGCCUCAAUACGAGCAUUACCGGGUCAGAAUUGCCUGCCGCCGCACAGGAACGGCGAACGGCGGCCAUGCGCGCUGGUGCUAUUCCCAUUCCGGAGCGCACUACUGUGAGCGAUGCAGAUCGUGGCAUCGCAGAGGGAAAGGGCAGAGAGGUAGCAGAGCUAGAGUUUGGCGAAGCUGUACAAGGUGUGCGGGUCAAGUCGUUCCGCCAAGGCACAGACCAACGCAGUACUAUGCUUGUUGCUCUUCUCGAGACUCAAGCUCAUGUCUUUGAGCUGGCAGACCAGCCGAACGAGAAGAGCGACGCUGUAUCUGGAGUAAUGAGUAGACCAAUGAGCGUUCGGCAGGUUGCAAAAUUGGAUAUCGCUGCGAAAGUUUCUUCAUCUUCUAUCGCCAUCUCUUCCCACGCAGGAGGUUCGGCUCUCGUAGCUUUGCCAGGACGGCAGAGGGGCCAUGUGCAGCUCUUGCGUCUCCCACUCUCACGCCACCAGCGCGGCAUGGAACGAAGAGCAAUUUUGACAGGCGCAACGUCCAUCCUAGCAGCCCACUCGUCUAGCGUUACCUCGCUUGCGUUAUCUCAGGAUGGCUCACUGCUUGCCACCGCUUCUGCUCGAGGAACCUUGAUCCGCGUCUGGGCGGUGACCAAGUCAGCUCCCCACAACGACGGUGGACGCGCAAAGACGCAAAUCGCGCCCUCUUUGUUGCGAGAGUUUAGAAGAGGCACGGAUCAAGCCGGCAUUCUGGACGUGUCUUUUGCACCCGACAAUUGCGCAGUGGCAGUAGCCAGCGAUACGGGCACCAUUCACAUUUUCUCGAUGCUCGAGGCCCGCAACGCAUCGACCUUGGACAACGUCCAAAACACGUCGCGUAAGACGACAACAGCAUUUCGUCUUUCUCAAAACGCCACAAAAUAUCUGCCGUCUGCGAUUGGUGGGCUGGUCGGCAAUAUACCCAAAGAGAUGUUGCCAAAGUACUUCAAGUCGGAGUGGUCCGAUGCUCAAUUCUUCAUCCCGCUCGAAGUAUUUUCGAGUAGGGGAAAGGGGCUUCUGGUCGGACCAAGGAAGACGCGUGAUGUCGGAGGUUCACACGCGCGCCAGAGCGCAAGAGACGAAAACCAUCGGAGCGACACGGUAGCAGCGCAGAAGGACAGCAGCAGAGUAGAGGCUGUGGGAGGUGGAGAGCAACGAAGUACAGAGGGCGCAUGGGCAGCGAUGAGAGCCAGAGUGGGCGACGUCCUGAAGGGAGAAGCAUCCAUUGAAGAGAGGAUCUUCUUGAGCUGGAUCCGCGCCGACGCUCCCAUGACCUCCACCUCACAGGAUGCAGAGACUGGUCGCGUCAAGAAACGAGCGCAAGACGAGGGUCCAAGUCUGGCUCCGAAAUCCAGAGAUGGGAAGUAUCAUCUCGUCGCGCUCACGUCUUCAGGAGGUUACUAUCGCAUCGCCCUCGCAGCUCGACCAGACACGUCUCGCGACGUCAUGCAGUCAUCGAAAGAAACAUCCUCGGUGGUUCUGGACAUGUACAAAGAGUCGGAAGAGGGAGCUUCGACCAGUGUGGACCCGAAGAAAGAGAAGCGCGGCAAAUCUUUUGGCUGCGAGCUUGUCGAAUUCAGCAGAUUUGGCAGCGAGAUGGACGAGUGGUGAGACGGAUGGCACGCUAAUGCCGCACGCCGGUGCCAUAGGGUGAACAACCUGGCGCGGGUCAUAAGAGUAGGCGCGGGGUGCCUCUCCUCUAGAUAUCAUCUUGCAGAAUUGCCUGCAAGCUUCUCCUGCAAGCUUCUUCUUGCGAACCCUUCAUGAGCAAUCGAAGCUUCUGCGCAGCGUGUAUUGCUUCAAAGUCGGUGUUUGCGCCGCCUGCACGAUUCACUCAUUCGCAUCUUGUACUGUACACGUCUCGCACCACUGACAACUAUCAUCUGUUCCCUUCUACUCCAUCCCUCCCGCAAUGGAUAUUUGUAAUCUUCAUUUCUAGCUCACACG